This is a messenger RNA of Anthostomella pinea, 1728 nucleotides long. The record is from the annotation of a GenBank genome assembly. NCBI's taxonomy places the organism in Eukaryota, Fungi, Ascomycota, Sordariomycetes, Xylariales, Xylariaceae.
AUGGCAGACCAUCAGGACAUCAACUCCAUCCUCGCUGCUCUAGCGCAGCAACGAGCUCCCACCGCCACACCGAACCAGGGCCAGCCGCCUCACCAAGUCCCUGGAUAUCAUCAGAGCCCAACUCCCAAUGCCUACCCGCCGACAAUGCCUCCCGCGAACCAACAUCCGUCAUAUGCCGGGAACUACCCUAUGCCAUCAGCAAACGGAAGUAUGCCAAUUGAUUUGAGUGCCAUCAGACCUGUCAACUCUGGUACUGUCAGCCUCGCCGAUGCUGUAGCGAAGGCCAAGAGCUAUGCUGCUCAGCAGGGAUUGCCUGCAUAUGAACGUCCACCUCCUGGUGCAUACCCGUCGCAUGAUCCUCGUGGUGCCGAUGCCAGACAUUAUAGAUCUCGCUCUCGUUCCCCAACUGGACGCCGUGACGGCAUUCGUGAUAACUUCGACCCCUACAGAGAUGAGCGACGUGAGGACCGCGGUAACCAUGCCCGUGACUAUGGUCGCGAUCGUUCUAUGUCACCUGGUAUGCACCGUGGCCGUCCUUCUGGCACCUUCUCUCCUCGCAGUGCAAAUGGCCGUGAUCGAGGUGGGGAUGAUAAUAACGAGAUGAUUGAGAUUGAGUCGAGCCUCGUUGGUCUGAUCAUUGGAAGACAAGGCGAGAACUUGCGACGCGUUGAAUCUGAGACCGGAUGCAGAGUCCAAUUCAUCUCGUCCCCGGGCGAUCCUGGUCCUUUCCGCCAAUGCAAGAUAUCGGGUCCUCGCCAAGGCCGCGCCGAGGCCAAGGCACAGAUCAAUAGAAUAAUCGAAGACAGCGGCAUGGGCGCCAUCGCCCGAGCUGGCCUUGACAGAACGCACCAUGGAGGUGGCCGUGGUCCGCCUGCUGCUGCUGUUCGGUCUCCAUCCCCACCUCCGCUCGAACUGAAAGAAGGCGAAGACUGCAUGCAAAUCAUGGUUCCCGAUCGUACUGUCGGUCUUAUCAUCGGGCGCGGCGGUGAGACCAUUAGAGAUCUCCAAGAGCGAUCCGGCUGUCACAUUAACAUCGUGGGUGAAUCAAAGAGCGUGAACGGUCUGCGUCCUGUCAAUUUGAUCGGUCCUGUCAACGCGGCUGCCCAAGCCAAGGAAUUCAUCCUGGAGAUCGUCGAAAGUGAUAGCCGCAAUGGCAAUAGCAACGAUGGUGGUAACAAGAUGCGCCCACAGAAGAAUGACUAUGGCCGCGACAGUGCUCCUCAAGGUGGCCAUGACAAGAUCAAUGACUCAAUCUAUGUCCCUUCGGAGGCCGUCGGUAUGAUUAUCGGCAAGGGCGGCGAGACCAUUCGGGAGAUGCAAAACACCACCGGAUGCAAGAUCAAUGUCUCUCAGUCUUCAGGUCCCGGUGAAUCGGAGCGUGAGAUUGGCCUAGUCGGCUCGCAUGACGCCAUUGAUAGAGCCAAGCGUGCCAUCGAGGACAAGGUUGAUGCCGUGCGCCAGAAGAACAACGGCGGAGGUGGUGGGCGUGGUGGUCGACAACAGAAUAACCGUCGUGACUGGGAUAACCCGAACUACACCCCUCAAGGCUCGAACAACCAGCCCACUGCGGUUGAAACCCAGGCUCCCGCAGCUGCUAAUGGAGGUGCUGAUCCCUAUGCUAUGUACGGCGGCUAUCAAGCAUACUUGGCUUUAUGGUACCAGGCUCUGGCUCAACAGCAGCAAGGCGGAGGCCCUGCUGGCGAGAUGCCCAAGCCACCUGGAGCUUGA